Molecule: messenger RNA, 3533 nt
Organism: Pipistrellus kuhlii (Kuhl's pipistrelle)
Lineage: Eukaryota; Metazoa; Chordata; Mammalia; Chiroptera; Vespertilionidae
Gene: GMIP
Product: GEM interacting protein
Exons: 21
Coding region: 136-3108 (990 amino acids)
Biological process (GO): activation of GTPase activity; signal transduction; negative regulation of GTPase activity
Cellular component (GO): plasma membrane
Molecular function (GO): GTPase activator activity
Source: RefSeq, a predicted model, not a curated record
AUAACGUGGGGGCGUGGCCUGCCAUGGGGCGGGGAGACGCGGAAGCCGGUGGCAGCCGAAGCAGAAAAUCUGGGCCAGGCCCAGCCUGCGAUUCCAUCACCUCAGUCCCCGUCCCCACCGAGCAGCCCCUAGGCCAUGGACGCAGCGGAGCCGGGGCUUCCCCCGGCUCCCGAGAGCAGGAAGAGAUACAGUGACAUCUUUCGGAGCCUGGACAACCUUGAAAUUUCACUGGGGAACUCGACCCUUGAGAUGCUGGCUGGAGACCCCAUACUCACAGGAGAUCCAGAGUCUGACAAGACCCCCACAGCCACUGUGACUGGUGAAACCAGCCAUUGGAGUGGCCCCUCCCCAGAGGGUCCUGCACCCCUUACAGGGGAGGAACUGGACUUGCGGCUCGCGCGGACCAAGGGCGGUGUGGACGCAGCCCUGGAGUACGCCAAGACCUGGAGCCGCUACGCCAAGGAGCUGCUGGCCUGGACCGAGAAGAGAGCCAGCCUUGAGCUGGAUUUUACCAAAAGCAUUAUGAAGAUCGCCGAGGCUGGCAAGGUGUCGCUCCACCAGCAGAGCCACAUGCCACUGCAGUACAUCUACACCCUGUUUCUGGAGCACGACCUCAGCCUGGGAGCCCUGGCCAUGGAGACGGUGGCCCAGCAGAAAAGAGACUACUACCAGGGAACAGAAGGCCCGGUGACCCUGAGGCAGAUCCCCGUCCCCCAUCCUUGCCAGCCCCUGGCCGCCAAGCGGACCGAGAUCGAGAAGUGGAGGAAGGAGUUCAAGGAGCAGUGGAUGAAAGAGCAGAAACGGAUGAACGACGCGGUGCAGGCCCUUCGAAGAGCCCAGCUCCAGUACGUGCAGCGCAGCGAGGACCUGCGGGCUCGCACCCAGGCGUCCUCGGAGGACCCCGCCCCCCAGGCCUCACCGGCUCCCAGCAAACAGCAAGAGCGGCGGCGGCGCUCCCGGGAGGAGGCCCAGGCCAAGGCGCAAGAGGCAGAGGCGCUGUACCAGGCCUGCGUCCGCGAGGCCAACGCGAGGCAGCAGGACCUAGAGGCCACCAAGCAGCGAAUCGUGUCGCACAUACGCAAGCUGGUGCUGCAGGGGGACGAAGUGAUGAGGCGGGUGACCCUGGGGCUGUUCCGGCUUCGAGGGGCACAAGCAGAGCGCGGGCCCCGCGCCUUCGCCGCCCUGGCCGAGUGCUGCGCGCCCUUCGAGCCUGGCCAGCGCUACCAGGAGUUCGUGCGGGCACUGCGGCCAGAGGCCCCGCCACCCCCGCCACCCGCCUUCUCCUUCCAGGAGUUUGUUCCCGCCCCGCACAGCUCCCCUCUGGACACCAAGAAGAAGCUCUCCGGACCCCCACCUCCGCGGCUGGAUGAGAGUGCCGCUGAGCCGGGCCCUUGGGAGGACACGGGCGGCGUCGGCUGGCAGGGGACUCCGGGCCCCACUCCGGGCAGCGAUGUGGACAGCGUGGGCGGCGGCAGCGAGUCUCGAUCCCUGGACUCUCCCACUUCCAGCCCAGGCCCUGGUCCAAGGCAGCUGGUGAAGGUCUCCUCCACAGGCACCGAGUCUUCAGAUGACUUCGAGGAGCGAGACCCUGACCUGGGAGACGGGCUCGAGAACGAGUCCGGCAGCCCCUUCAGGAAGUGGACGCUGUCCAGCGCAGCCCAGACUCACCGGCUGCGGCGGCUGAGGGGCCCGGCCAAGUGCCGCGAGUGCGAGGCCUUCAUGGUCAGCGGGACCGAAUGUGAGGAGUGCUUUCUGACCUGCCACAAGCGCUGCCUUGAGACUCUGCUGAUCCUCUGUGGACACAGGCGGCUCCCAGCCCGGACCUCCCUCUUCGGGGUCGACUUCCUGCGGCUGCCCAGGGACUUCCCGGAGGAGGUGCCCUUUGUGGUCACCAGGUGCACGGCUGAGAUAGAACAGCGCGCUCUGGGUGUGCAGGGCAUCUAUCGGGUCAGCGGGUCCCGGGUCCGAGUAGAACGGCUGUGUCAGGCUUUCGAGAACGGCCGAGCGUUGGUGGACCUGUCUGGGAACUCACCUCAUGACGUCACAAGUGUGCUCAAGCGGUUCCUCCAGGAGCUCACUGACCCCGUGAUCCCCUUCCACCUCUACGAUGCCUUCAUCUCUCUGGCUAAAACCCUGCAUGCAAACCCCGGGCACGACUCUGAGACCCCAAGUCCCAGUGCCGAGGCUGUUCGCUUUCUGGAGACCCUCUUGGUGCAGCUGCCUGACUCUAACUACAACACCCUGCGACAUCUGGUGGCUCAUCUGUUCAGGGUGGCUGCACAGUUUGAGGAAAACAAGAUGUCUGCCAACAACCUGGGCAUCGUGUUUGGACCCACACUGCUGCGGCCGCCGGACAAUCCUGGGGCAGCUGCCGCCGGCUCCGUUAACUGCCUCCUGGACUUCGGGCACCAGGCCCAGCUCGUCGAGUUCCUCAUAGUGCACUACGAGCAGAUCUUUGGGAUGGACGAGCUGCCUCUGGCCGCUGAGCUCCCACCUCAAGACCCCAGCCCAGCCCCUGGGCUCCUCACAGCCAGCCCCCCGCCGGCACCCCCAUCCCUUGCCCCAGACCCCCUGCCCCCAACCUUGCCCCCAGAUUCAGAUCCAGACCCUGAGCCCCACAGUGCCCUGGAGGAGCAUCCCGAGGCCAUGCCCUCCGAGAUUCCAACUCCACAGAGUGACCAGAGAGAGGAAGUGGCCCAAGACACCAAAGAUGAGCGAGGGGAAGUGUCCAGCCAAGGCCCCGAGGACUCCCUCCUGGGGACACAGUCCCGUGGCUACUUCAGCCGCCAGCCAGUGAAGUAUGCCCGGGGGGGCGUGCGGCCCGUCACCCACCAGCUGUCCAGCUUGGCCCUGGUGGCUUUCAAGUUGUGCGAGGACACUCCGGUCACAUCAGGGCCUCAAGGGAGCUUGCGGGGGAGGGGCCCGGGCCCCGCUGCUGCCUCCCCUGAGGGCCACCCCCUGCGCCGCACCCCGCUCCCCAAGCAUUUUGAGAUCACCCAGGAGACAGCGCGGCUGCUCUCCAAGCUGCACAGAGACGAGGUGCCCAAGGCCACCUGCUGCCCGGACCUUCCGCCUGAGGAUGAGGAGGACGUAGAGGAGCAUCUCUGACCAGCCAGCACUCUGGCCAAGUGGCCCAGGACUGAGGACACAGACUCACGUCUCCCCAGGAGUUCAGUGUUAGGGCAUCUGGGGAGUUCCUAUAAGGAAAAACGUUUUGGAGGACAGUGUACCAGGAUCCCCCCACUAGACACGGGAUACUGCCAACUGUCAGGGCCACUCAGGUUCAGAGGUCACUCAGGGUCAAUACUCAGGUUCAAUACAGGUCACAGGAUCCUUGGGGUCCAUCUAGUCUCUGACCCCUUGGACAGGGGUACCUUUGGCUACUUUGGUCGUGGCCACUUCCCCACCUCAGCCCUCCUCCUUGGCUGACCCCAAGUGGCAUUGCUUUUGGAGGGGGGGGGAGUGACAGCCAGGUCCAUCCUGGUGGGUGGUGCCUGGGGUCUGGGGGUCUCUGAAUAAACUGUGUCCCUGUG